Molecule: messenger RNA, 480 nt
Organism: Pyricularia pennisetigena
Lineage: Eukaryota; Fungi; Ascomycota; Sordariomycetes; Magnaporthales; Pyriculariaceae
Exons: 5
Coding region: 1-480 (159 amino acids)
Biological process (GO): actin filament severing; cell motility; actin filament depolymerization
Cellular component (GO): cytoplasm; actin cytoskeleton; actin cortical patch
Molecular function (GO): actin filament binding
Source: RefSeq, a predicted model, not a curated record
AUGAUGGGCAAAAAAAAAGCAGGGGCGGCGCAGUCAGCCACCGUCUCGCAGGAAUGCGUGACGAAGUACAACGAACUCAAGCUUGGCAAGAACAUCAAGUACAUCAUCUUCAAGCUCUCAGACAACAACAAGGAGAUUGUGGUUGAGGAGGCCUCGGGCGAUUCCGACUAUGAGAAUUUCCGCAAAAAGCUCGUCGAAGCUACCGUCAAGUCGCCAAGCGGUGCUGUUGGCAAGGGCCCCCGUUACGCCGUCUACGACUUCCAUUACACCCUGGCUUCGGGUGAGGGUGAACGGAACAAGAUCACAUUUAUUGCCUGGUCUCCUGAUGACGCUGGUGUCAAGCCCAAGAUGAUCUACGCCGCAUCCAAGGACGCCCUAAAGCGCUCUCUAAACGGCAUCGCUCACGAACUGCAAGCCAACGACGCCGACGACAUCGAAUACGACUCUGUCCUGAAGGCCGUCAGCAAGGGCCUGGCUUAA